GGCAAAGAGGGGCGCAAAAAAUUGUCGCAAAAAAGAGCACAAAAAAUAUCCGCAAAAAGGGCACCAAAUUUUGCCGCAAAAAGCACCCCAAAUUACAGCGAAAACGGCCCAUACGAUGGAUCCACCAAGCGGCGCGGAGAAGGGGCACUCUUCGCUGCAGUUUUAACGUCGAAAUGAGUUGUGGCAAUCCGCGACUGGCAGGAUUUGCGGGGAGGAAAAAGAAAAAUAUUAUCGACUGUUAUCGGCGGUUAAGCGGUAGUUUAACAUCAUUUCGCGUGAAUUCGCUUCAGCUCGCGGCAGUUUAGCCCCAAUAGCGCGGCCGCUCGGCGCUACACACAUACGCGUGCCCAUUUGCGCUGCAUAUGCACACGGCUGUAUAGCGGUUUGUACAACAAACACACCGUCGCUGCGGCGCGCGAACUCUGCAAUGGUAAGCGCCGUUGCAGUGGUGCUGUCCCUGGUUCUCCUUUGCGCACAGCAUUUCCAGGCAAAGACGACCAAAAAAUAUGACUACAUCAAUCUGCUGGCCAGUAAUGACCACACGGACAAAAUAAAAGCGCUGAAGAAAUACAGCAUACAAGAGAAAAAUGCGCCAAUUAAAAAUAAGUAUGUUUUUUCGUGCUAUGGAAGUUCGGGGUACCAUAAGAGCAAAUUUUUGGAAAAGUUAUUCAACAUAUCGGCUGAAAGGAACAAUUUGAUCAACUUGGGAUUUAAACAAAAAAUUGACGUGUGGUUUGGGAAGGACCAAAAUAAUAAUUUGAACGUGGUGCUGGAUGUGGACUUGCUACAGAACAAGGAGUUUUACGAGGAGAACGUGGCCACCGUGUAUGAUUUUAAAAAAUUAAUCGACUUCAUUGUUGAGUCGACCAAUAGCGUCAUCGUGCCGCUGGCCAGUGGGGACUUGCAUUACCAGCAAGUUCACAACGGGGGGGAGAAGAAGAAGCAAACGAAGGAAAGACAAACCCAUUCAGCGGAAGAGAGGGAACAAAAAAAAGCAGCUACCUUCAUUUUGCCGAAAAAGGUGGAAAUAUUUUUAAACCAACUGAAUGAGAAGGGGGGAGAUGUACAUGUCUAUUUUGUGCUAAUAAAUGCCGAGGCGAGUGGGGAAAAAAAAAACUUCGACAAAGAUAUACCAUAUGAACAUUUCACCAAGGAGUUAAAAGAAAGAUAUCCCAAUUUGAAGAACAUUCACUUAAUGAAGCAAAACAAAGUGGGCCUCCCCCUGUUGCAAAAAAAUAACGUAAAUAAGUACACCUUUUUCGUGAAUAAGUUGGCAAAUCUCGCGAAGGAGGUGAAAAAUUUUGAAAAUUUUUGCCCCUUCAACGAGAAAUGUGUGUACAAUAUUUACGUAAUUGAAGAGUCAUACAACAAAACGUUGGACCAUUUUGAUGAAAUAAUUAACGAGUACGAAAAGGAAAUAACUCAGGGGAAGGUCAUUCCAAAUUAUGGUCAGCUUUCCUCCGAUUUGAUAAAAAAUAUGCUUUUCUUUUUUCACUUAUUAACCUUUGAACAGACGGGCACCAAAUUUAAGGACACCAUUUUGAAAAAACUGCAGCAGAGGUUUUUGGCACUGAUACGUAAACAAAUAGUCAAGCAGAUCAUCCUGAUUGAAAGGGAAAUUAUUAACAGGGGGAAGGAUGCCAUUUUAAAUGGGCGGCAUGCUAAAAGGGGCAAAGAUUUGCUCGGGAAUAGGGACGACAAAAUUGAAGAAUUGAAAAAAUCGCUAGUUAACACCUUCAAGCAAGAAGUUAACAAGUUAAUUCCGGCCGGAUAUUUUAAUCGGCAAAAUGACAUUUUUAGCAACCCCAUGAUUUCACAAUUUGAAGAACAAUUUGGUGAAAAGGUGGAGCAGACACUACAUAAUUAUUUCCAACUGAAUCAGAGCCCUUUAAAGAAAUUAUUUGAAAAGAAAAAAAUGGCACAGGAGGGACUGCCCAAGAAGAACAAGUGGUUUAACCCGUCCCUUAAUUUUAACUUAACCCUGACUUCGCUCGUUAGGAAAAGUGGGUAUGGAAAUUUGCAGAGCUACUUUAUUUACGAUUUGGGCCUGCUGACCUUCGUCUUUGGGCUGCUCAAUGACAGGGACACCCCCGAGGUGCAGCAGCAGGGCGAUAAGGUGCCCUUCUUCAAGUUCCAGCCCAAGGUCAACCUCAAGCUGAAUUUUAGCUGA
Molecule: messenger RNA, 2170 nt
Organism: Plasmodium vivax (malaria parasite P. vivax)
Lineage: Eukaryota; Apicomplexa; Aconoidasida; Haemosporida; Plasmodiidae
Exons: 1
Coding region: 428-2170 (580 amino acids)
Source: RefSeq, a predicted model, not a curated record